AUGAUGGUAAAGCAUUUCCAGACAGAUGCACUCCAGGAGCUCUGCACCGAUGAGCAACUGGAUCUCCUCAAUUCGACUGAUAACCUGCGCUCUCAAGGUAUUAAUCAUUAUAUAUCUUUGCCGCAGAUAAUUGUGUGUGGCGACCAGUCGUCGGGAAAAAGCUCAGUUCUGGAGGCUAUUUCCGGUGUCUCGUUUCUAGUGAAAAGCAGCUUAUGCACAAGGUUCCCCACGGAGUUGGUACUCAGGAAGAAUGUUCAAGUGGGUGUACGCGUGUCGAUUGUACCUCAUCACUAUCGUAGUGAUGUGGAACGAGAGUCGUUGAGUAGAUUCUGCGAGGAGAUUCAUGGAUUCGACGGUAUUUCAGCUCUCAUUGACAACGUGAAGGUGGCUAUGGGUAUAAUAACACAUGGCAAAGCGUUUUCAAAUGACCUCCUUCGAGUAGAGGUUUCAGGUCCGGAUCGCCCUCAUUUGACUAUUGUUGAUCUCCCCGGCCUUAUACACUCCGAAACCAAACAACAAUCCGCUGCAGAUGUACAGCUUGUUCAAGGAGUGGUCCGGAGCUACAUGACGGAGCCGCGAAGCAUUAUCCUCGCUGUGAUAUCUGCGAAGAACGAUCUUGCCAACCAGAUCGUGCUGAAACUGGCCCGAGAUGCUGAUAGCUCUGGAGAUCGGACACUCUUCUAA
Molecule: messenger RNA, 684 nt
Organism: Aspergillus calidoustus
Lineage: Eukaryota; Fungi; Ascomycota; Eurotiomycetes; Eurotiales; Aspergillaceae
Source: the annotation of a GenBank genome assembly